AUGCAGUCUCUAAGAAGACUAGGAACAUCUUCUCUGCUUCGAACUAUAAUCAGAAUACAAGACAUUCUACCGUCUUGUCAGGCAGUGCAUAUACUAGAUCCUUCCAUUGCAUACGAGAUUACAAACAGAUCCUUUCAUAAUGCCAGCUGCCUAUACAAUGGUCAAGCUGCUGUAGCUUUGAGACAUAGAAAACCCAAAGCACAGGGGGCCACCAAUCAGUAUUUUAUAGAUAUGAAACAGGUCUCAGUAAUAGCUGGGAAUGGAGGAGAUGGCGCUAUUUCUUUUUUGCAUCUUUGGGCUAAUGAAUUUGCCGGGCCAGAUGGCGGUGAUGGAGGUAGCGGAGGUCACGUUAUUUUUCAAGCUUCUACAGAUGUGAACAACUUAAGCCAUGUAAAAACGAUUCUAUCUGCACCUCAUGGUGAGAAAGGACAGAACAAGGACUGUUUUGGCAAGAACGCUGACAAUUUUGUAGUCAACGUUCCUGUUGGAACAAUAGUGCGUUCUUUAGAGGGAAAAAUUGUAGCAGAUUUGGGCAAUGUUGGAAUGAUGUUUAUAGCAGCUAGAGGUGGUGCAGGAGGGCAUGGGAAUGCUUUCUUCAAGUCUGACAUUGAACAAUCACCAAAGAUUAGUGAAUACGGAGCUAAGGGGGAAAGCUUUCAGUAUUUACUAGAGUUGAGAAGCAUGGCCAAUAUCGGAUUGAUUGGUCUACCAAAUGCUGGAAAAAGUACGCUACUUCGUGCUAUAUCAAGAGCUAGACCAAAAGUUGCACCUUAUCCGUUUACAACAUUGAAACCCCAUGUCGGAAUGGUGCAGUAUAAUGAUUAUGAACAAGUUGCUGUUGCAGACUUGCCAGGACUCAUAGCAGAUUCGCACAAAAAUAGAGGAUUAGGUAUAACGUUUUUGAAACACGCUGAGCGAUGUGCAGCUUUAUUAAUUGUUUUGGAUAUGUCAAUGGAUGAGCCUUGGGAAGAUUUAGAACUUUUACAGUACGAACUUCAACAGUUUAGCAAGCAAUUAGCUGACAGACCAGUAGUUGUCAUAGCCAAUAAAAUGGAUCUACCUGAAUCUCAGGAAAACCUAAACGUGCUUAAAGAAAAGACUCAACUCCAAAUCGUUCCAAUAUCGGCAAAAAUGGGUCAAAAUCUUUCAACACUAGUAGCAGAGAUUAGAAUGUUAUACAACAAUGAAACAGGCAAAGAUUUUUACGGACAAGAUAGAAAUAAACGAGAUGAACAUGAAAUAGUUUAAAAAAUUUGUAACAGUGGAUGGUAUUUAAUAAACAUUUUAUUAUAAGUUCACAAUUUUUUGACAAAUUGUAUCAGAUUGCACUAUCGGUAAUCUGUACUCACUGAUGAAAAGUCUUUUUCAAAAUAUAACGUAUCUUUCCAUAAUACAAUGAUUGUUUAAGUCCACUAAGAAAUACCAACCACGCUUGGUGAAACAGUAGUUUUAAGGCUUGUACCAGAUUCGAAUACAAAAAUAAAAGUUAAAUUUAAUAAAUAGUAUUUAAUGAAUGGUACGAAAAA
Messenger RNA from Neodiprion fabricii, 1526 nucleotides. Its product is annotated as mitochondrial ribosome-associated GTPase 2. Bases 1 to 1248 code for a protein of 415 amino acids. Gene Ontology annotation, cellular component: mitochondrion. The record is from RefSeq and is a predicted model, not a curated record. The transcript has 6 exons. Gene Ontology annotation, molecular function: magnesium ion binding; GTP binding; GTPase activity. Lineage: Eukaryota; Metazoa; Arthropoda; Insecta; Hymenoptera; Diprionidae.